Ailuropoda melanoleuca (giant panda) is the source of this 2636-nucleotide messenger RNA. It is a transcript of the gene IL22RA2, whose product is annotated as interleukin 22 receptor subunit alpha 2. The coding region runs from base 1325 to 2020 and encodes 231 amino acids. The transcript is spliced from 6 exons. NCBI's taxonomy places the organism in Eukaryota, Metazoa, Chordata, Mammalia, Carnivora, Ursidae. Gene Ontology annotation, cellular component: plasma membrane. Gene Ontology annotation, molecular function: cytokine receptor activity; protein binding. The record is from RefSeq and is a predicted model, not a curated record. Gene Ontology annotation, biological process: cytokine-mediated signaling pathway.
GGGAAGGUGGGGAAUGAGUUGGAAGCCAGCAUUUCAUGCUUGAAGCCAAGUAGAGCAGACAUCUCCAGUUACCUGUAAUUCUCUUACUUCCCAAAGCAAAUAUAUUUUCAUUGGAAAUAAUUCUGUAUAAAUUCUGCUUCCAAAUUGGUAGGAUUUUAGAAUUUAAUUUUACCUUCUCAUCCACCUGAGGUGUUGUGGCAGAACUGGCUUUUAGGUCGAUUAUGAUAUCACACAACUAGAGAGCUCCCUGAAUGCUUACUGGACUGGUCUGGUUUCUGCAAUUUAACAUAGCACAAAACUUCACACGUCUUUGAGAGAAUUCAGUUCUUAGUAUAUUCUGUGCUCUUCUCCCUUCCCCUCUAACUGUCCCUUCUUGGUUCUACAAGGUCAGUAACCCAGUGGAAACCCCAAUUUCAUUGUCUGCUGCACUACUUAUUAAGCCUUGAAUUAAAAUAUUUUUCUUUUUUUCUUAACUGGAAUUUGGGGCAAUUGGGUUGUUUCAAAACAAGGGCUAUUUGCGCGGAAGAUAUGGAACAUCAGUAGUUCAAACACAAGUUUCACUCUUCCUCCCCCACAUAAAAGCCAAGAUUAAUGUGGGUGGCUCAGUCGAUUGGGCGUCUGACUCUUGAUCUCAGCUCAGGUCUUGAUCUCAGGGUUGUGAGUUCAAGCCCCGCUUUGGGCUCCAUGCUGGGCAUGGAGCCUACUUAAAAAACAAACAAAAACAAGUGAAUGCAAAGUCUAGAGCUCACUGGGUAGUGUCAGUAAACAGGUGCUGCUGAGAAGCCUAGAGGACAAGGACCACCAAGAAGUUGCAAAGGGAGCCUAAGAUCCGUGGCAUGUUUCUUCCUUGAAAGCUUUUGUUCACUUCUGAGCAGUGGCAAUCUCACCUGGAGGAGACAAGGGGUCUGGUUCAGAAGUCGGACACAGCGUGGAGGCUCUGGAAAGCCUGGCGUUAUCUUCACAGACCCCUCCAUACUGCUCUGGCAGUUACGUCUACUUCCCUUUACAAGUGGGCUUUGCAAGGCAGGGGCGAUGUGUGUCUUUACCGCUGCUGCACCCUUGCUGCUGGGAGUCAUCAGGCAGCCAAUGUUUGUUCGAUGUCACUGAGGAAGGACUGAAUGAGAACUGCUUAGCAGCCCGCGCUAGUACUUACUAAGAGGCUCUUCCACCAAGAACUUAAAAGAGACUGCCGAGUUGCUUCAAGGAACCAUGGUUAAACCCAGGAGGGGAUGUCCAGCAUGAGGAUUCUUCAGUUUCCUCUUCUGUCCAGAGCUGAGCUCUCAGUGAAGGGACCACUGGUUGCCUGGCCAGUCGCGCUCCAACCAUGACGCCUAAACAUUGCUUUCUAGGCUUCCUCAUCAGUUUCUUCCUGACUGGUGUAGUAGAAACUCAGUCAGCCCAUGAGUCUCUGAAGCCUCAGAGAGUACAUUUCCAGUCUCGGAAUUUCCACAACAUUUUGCACUGGCAGCCUGGGAGGGCUUGCACCAGCAACAGCUGUGUCUAUUUUGUGCAGUACAAAAUAUAUGGACAGAGACAAUGGAAAAAUAAAGAGGACUGUUGGGGUAUUCUAGAAUUCUUUUGCGACCUUACCAACGAAACAUCAGAAAUACAGGAACCUUACUAUGGGCGGGUGAGGACCACCUCGGCUGGGAUCCACUCUGGCUGGACCAUGACACAGCGCUUCACUCCCUGGUGGGAAACAAAAAUAGAUCCUCCAGUCCUGAAUAUAACCCAAGUUAAUGGAUCUUUGUGGGUGAUUCUCCAUGCUCCAAGUUUACCAUACAGAGACCAAAAAGGAAAAAAUGUAUCAAUAGAAAAUUACUAUGAGCUAGUAUACCGAGUCUUUAUAAUUACUAAUUCACUGGAAAAGGAGCAAAAGGUAUAUGAAGGAGCUGGCAGAGUUGUCAAAAUUGGAGCUCUGGCACCUCAUGCUGGUUACUGUGUGGUGGCUGAAAUGUACCAGCCCAUGCUAGACCGAAGAAGUCAGAGAAGUGAAGAGCAAUGUGUGGAACUUCCUUGAAGGGGUAUGGAGUGCUCCACAACACGGAAAUCAAAAGCUCUCUGACAAUGGGAUGGCUCAUGAUUGAAGGAUCUCACUGAAAGUUGUGUUUAUAUUUUCUUGAUGCCGUGUUCACCAUUACAUCUCCGGAGCUCUUUGUUUGUCCAUUCUUUCUUCCUUUACAUUUUACUUAUAAACUAAUUUAAGUACCACCUCUCAAAACAUUGGAAUUUAUAGAGGAGGCAGAAAAUAAAGGGCUCUCUGAAAUGCAGAACUUUAUUUCUCAAUGCAACAUCCCAACAACAAUCUGCAUUGCUCUAAGACAGCUAAGUAAACUUUUGAGAGCCAAGGUUAGAGUAGACAUUUGAUAAAAUAUUGUUGGAUUAAUUAUUUUAAGAUAACAUUACAGACAGAAACAAUUCUGAAGCAAUCCUUUUCACUCUCUAUUGAAACAGGUAACUUGACAUAGAUAGGCCAAUUUUUACAUAAAUGGAACUUUUACUUGAAUGAAUAUUUUCCCAUAUGUUUCCUAGUUCAUAUGAAUAUACUUUUUCAUACAUUUCUAUUUUAAAAUACUUCUACUUAAGAACUGGUAUUUUCUUUUAUAUUCUAUGUAAAUAAAUAGUAUUUGAAAAAA